Messenger RNA from Onychostruthus taczanowskii (white-rumped snowfinch), 1775 nucleotides. RefSeq names its product CCAAT enhancer binding protein delta (gene CEBPD). Gene Ontology annotation, biological process: regulation of transcription by RNA polymerase II; regulation of cell differentiation; DNA-templated transcription. Lineage: Eukaryota; Metazoa; Chordata; Aves; Passeriformes; Passeridae. Gene Ontology annotation, molecular function: DNA-binding transcription factor activity, RNA polymerase II-specific; RNA polymerase II cis-regulatory region sequence-specific DNA binding. The record is from RefSeq and is a predicted model, not a curated record. Bases 275 to 1303 code for a protein of 342 amino acids. The transcript has a single exon.
UGAGACGCCUUGUCCCAUCCCCGCCUCCUACCGCUGCUCGCGGCGUGACCCGAGCCCGGAUCGGCCCCCUCGGGGAGGCGACGGCGGGGCUACAGCGGCAGCGCCGGUGCCACCGAGCAGUACCAGCGUGAGCACCGGCGGCAGCAGCAGCAGCAGCCCCGCUCCCACCUGCCCGUGACAGAGGCUGGAGCUGCGAGCGUCGCGGAGCGGCGUUUGGUGCCCGCGCUCCGGAGCCCCCGCGCCGCGGCCGUGCGGCGCCGCGUCCCGCUCGCCGAUGAGCGCCGCCGCUCUCUACAGCCUGGACUCGCCGGCAUGUUAUAAGAGCUGGUGCCUGGAGCCCGCCAACUUCUACGACGCCAAGGUGGGCAGCGGCGGCGGGCCGGGUCCCGCCUGCAAGCCGGGAGCCCGCGGCGGCUGCGGGAUGAGCGGCGAGGAGGCGGGGGGCGGCCUGGGGGGCAGCGGCACCAACCUGGCCGAGCUGAGCGCCGCCGCCCCGGCCAUGUACGAGGACGAGAGCGCCAUCGACUUCAGCUCCUACAUUGACUCCAUGUCUGCCGUGCCCAACCUGGAGCUCUGCAACGACGAGCUCUUCGCCGACCUCUUCAACAGCAACCACAAGCCCGAGCGGGGCGGGGAAUACGGCGAGUACUUGCCACCGGGCGGCGGCGCCGGCCGCGACCCCGCCAAGGACCUCGGCGCUGCCAUGACCACCCUGCUGGGCUCCGAGCCCCGCACCGCCUCCUCCUCCUCCUCCUCCUCUUCCUCCUCCUCCUUCUCCUCCCGCGGCGCUCUGAAGCAGGAGCCGGACUGGAGCGACAGCGACCUCUCCUCCUCGCUGCUGCCCUCGCAAAUCGCCACCUGCGCCCAGACCAUCAUGAACCUGAGCGGGCAGCCCACGCCGCCCACGUCCCCCGAGCCGCCGGGCAGCAGCUCCCCCUCCAGCUGCAGCACCCGCUCGCCGGGCCCCGCCGCCGCCGCCGUGCCCGGGCCGGCGCAGGGCGUCCCGCCGCCCGCCGCCGCCGGGGGCAAGGAGCGGGGCGGCAAGAAGUGCGUGGACAGGUUUAGCCCCGAGUACCGGCAGCGCCGGGAGCGCAACAACAUCGCCGUGCGCAAGAGCCGCGACAAGGCGAAGCGGCGCAACCAGGAGAUGCAGCAGAAGCUGCUGGAGCUUUCGGCCGAGAACGAGAAGCUGCACAAGAAGAUCGAGCAGCUCACCCGGGACUUGACCAGCCUCCGGCACUUCUUCAAGCAGCUGCCCAGCGCUUCUUUCCUGCAGCCCGGCUCGGGCACCGAUUGCCGGUAACCGGGGGGGAGCGGGACGGAGAGACGGACUCCGGGAGACGGUGGAUAAAUACCUCAGAGGGCCGUGCCGAGCCUUGCCGGGCCGUGCCGCGGCGCCCCGGGCCGGGCCGGGCGCGGCGUGAGGCGCGGAGCCGCGGCGGGACCUGCCGGCCCGCGGCCGCGCUCGGAAUGCGGCAGCGACGUGGAGCGAUGCCUGGGUCUUUCACCACGAAACUUGCGAAAAAGGGAAAAAAAGCUAAAUAUAUUAUUUUUUUUUCUUCUCUCCCCUUAAAUUAUUUUUGUAAUGGUAGUUUUCGUCUUUUCUACAUUUUACUCAUACCGAUGCAGCUAUGGUACAUCUGUUAAAAUGAUUCAAAAUCCCAUGUAUUUUAGACAGUAGGAUGGAAAAAAAAAAAAAAAAGACUGAGCAUGCUCAACCUUUUAUAUCAAUUUUUACAGCAUUUCUAAGAAUAAAGAAAAGCAUUUUAAAUCAA